AUGCAAAUCCUAUCGAGAUAUAUUCUGGUGUUGAUCGCCUUGUUCCUGGGGGUAGGCUUUUCCACCGCUGCGCCUCUGAGAUAUGCUAGCAACUCUGUAGAGAGAGCCAGACAUAUGCCUGAGAACGGACGGCACUGGCACACUAUUGGCGGUCAGGAUAUUCAUCCACGAUGGCGUCACAACUGGCUUCCCUCGAGCAAAUCCAGGACAUAG
This is a messenger RNA of Coprinopsis cinerea okayama7#130, 213 nucleotides long. RefSeq lists its product as hypothetical. NCBI's taxonomy places the organism in Eukaryota, Fungi, Basidiomycota, Agaricomycetes, Agaricales, Psathyrellaceae. Bases 1 to 213 code for a protein of 70 amino acids. The transcript is spliced from 3 exons. The record is from RefSeq and is a predicted model, not a curated record.